GGAAAAUCGAUAGACCCAUCUGACCAUCACGUGGGUCAGUUACCACUAAAAUAUUUUCAUGCUCAGUUCGAAAGUUUUGAACACGGUUACUGGAAUGAAGCUGUUAAAGUGUAUGCCGAAUGUGUCAUGGUCUGUUAUGAAGCACACUUUGAUCAAUGUACAGCAGUGCCGCUGUCUUUGUGUACCAGCAUCUCUCUAUGAAAAGAACGGACUUUGGGCAAACCAGUUGAGUAAAACUUUAAUGCUAGAUAUUGAGGCAGUAUGGAAAGAAAGACUUCACAACUAUGAUGCUCAAAAUAAAGCUGACCUCUCGGACAUUAAGGAGGGUGAUGAAAAGUUCUAUGCCCUGUCAAUGUUUCCGUACCCAAGUGGAAAGCUGCAUAUGGGUCAUGUGCGUGUUUAUACCAUCAGCGAUGUCAUGGCUAGGUACCAUAGAAUGCUAGGUCACAAGGUGAUACAUCCGAUGGGUUGGGACGCAUUUGGGUUACCUGCUGAGAAUGCUGCCAUAGAGAGAGGCUUACACCCGAAGGAUUGGACCUACAGUAAUAUUGCUACAAUGAAGGAACAGUUACAGAAUCUUUGCUGUGCUUUUGAUUGGGAACGGGAAUUGACAACUUGUGAUCCUUCCUACUAUAAAUGGACACAGUAUAUAUUCUUGAAAAUGUACGAGGCAGGCUUGGUGUAUCAGAAACAGGCUAGUGUAAACUGGGACCCAGUGGAUGAGACGGUACUGGCGGACGAGCAGGUGGAUGAUAAAGGCUGCUCGUGGAAUCAGGAGCGAAAGUGGAGAAAAGAUACCUUAAACAGUGGUACAUUUAAACUACAGCAUAUGCUCAGUCCCUUUUACAAGGCCUAGAUACAGUGAGAUCUGACUUGUGGAACAAUGUUAUUAGCAUGCAGAAAACUUGGAUAGGGGAAUGUACAGGCUGUAAAUUCGAUUUUGCAUUAAAGCGAGAUGGUAAAGACUUCGAGGAACCUCUCUCAGUAUUCACGGAUGUACCAGAGGCAGUGUUUGGUGUGUCACAUAUAGCCUUGUCAACAGAGCAUAGAUAUAACCAUGAAAAGUAUUAUUGUAAG
Messenger RNA from Ruditapes philippinarum (Manila clam), 1077 nucleotides. RefSeq names its product leucine--tRNA ligase, mitochondrial-like. NCBI's taxonomy places the organism in Eukaryota, Metazoa, Mollusca, Bivalvia, Venerida, Veneridae. Gene Ontology annotation, cellular component: mitochondrion. The coding region runs from base 59 to 856 and encodes 265 amino acids. Gene Ontology annotation, biological process: leucyl-tRNA aminoacylation; mitochondrial translation. Gene Ontology annotation, molecular function: ATP binding; leucine-tRNA ligase activity. The transcript has 10 exons. The record is from RefSeq and is a predicted model, not a curated record.